UUAAAUAGGAUUUAUAAACCACUCUUGAAUGUAAUAUAUGUCAGUGUGUUAGGUACGACGAAUAUUGAUCGAUCGUUGAACCUUUUUUCAAAGUAAAUUUGUUGCUUAACCAUUAAGUGGGAGACCUGGUGUUUGAGAACCGACUGUAAACAAGGAUAUUCAAAAGUGUACCCAGAGCAUCUAUUGCAAAGGAUAAUAAAAUAGCCUGGCAAAGUUUACACAAAACCAAAUAAGAAACCAAGUUAGAGAGGGAAAGUAUGGCUAGUGAAGAUAAGACAAGUCUAGAUGCCCACAACAGUAUGGCCUGUGAAGACAUCCCUUUGAGAGGUGCACACGAAGUACAAGAAUGUCUUGAAGGUCAAAGUGUGAAAGAUCUACCGCUAUACCUGGCAAACUGUGAGAAAAAUUCUGGCCAUAAAAAUUUUGUACCUGUUUGUCAAUUAAGUGUUGAACAUUUUCCUUCUGGUUAUCAAGACAAAAAACUGUAUGAUCUCACAAAGGCCCUGGCUGACCUAACAGUCAGGAUAUCCGUUAAGUUGACCAGUCCAGACAGACCAGAGUUUGUACCAGGCACUAAAGAUCCAUAUCCUUGCUACAACACCAGGGGACAGAACUCUCUGCAUACAGGGACAGGGACAGUAAGAAGUGUAAUCAAAUGCACAGAGGAAUUGGAAAACUACAGAACUUGUCCAUGUCCUGAAUGUAACUACUCGGACACACCCAGCAAAGUGUGGUGGAGGGUUAUUGUGGUGACAGCCACACAUGUGGUUUUUGAUUCAAGUGAGGCGAGACAGUCCAGCUGUAGGUUGUGGUUUGAUGAUGAUAAAAGUCCAGUGGUCAACAUUUACGGGUGGAAGGUGGGUUGUUCAAACAUUGGGGAUGAAGCGUGUGAGUUCUGUUGUGUGACACAUGACAUAGAGAUAGGUUAUAAACUGAACAGAAUGGUUUGGAGGUUUUUUAGUAUGUGUAAUAAAGUAUGUGUCAAAUACAGCAAUAGACGUGAUGUGGACAGGUUGACCAUUAUAGUUUCACAUCCUCAUGGAUGUUCUAAGCAGGUAUCAGUAGGUCAUUUAAUGACAAGUGGGUUGGAUCAUAACGUGAUAAAAUAUUACAUGAACACAUAUACAAACAGCACCUGUCCAGGUAGCAGUGGUGCUCUGGUCUAUAGGCCGGGAUGUUCUUACUUUAGCAGUGUGGAUUACUCUGAGGGAUUUAAUUACAGUGGGAUAUGGGGUGAUAUAGAGUAUUAG
Messenger RNA from Physella acuta, 1250 nucleotides. RefSeq lists its product as uncharacterized. Lineage: Eukaryota; Metazoa; Mollusca; Gastropoda; Physidae. The record is from RefSeq and is a predicted model, not a curated record.